GAGUCCAAAAUAAGUUCCCCUGAGAAGGAAAGGACUUUUCCUCUUCCUGAGUGUCAGCGGUAGCAUCAGAUAGCGCCCACGGUCUGAUUCUUACCGUUAACGGAACAAGCUUCUCCCGCUUGAAGAGCCAAAUACUAUCAUACGUCUCUCCUGACUACAGACGUCUUGGCUCUGUGUACAGCCGGGUACGGAUGCAGCUCCCAGCGUCCGGGAAGCCAGGACGGUAGCAGGUCACCCCUGGGAGCUGCGGAACACGACGAUCACAGCCUCCAUCGGUGGCAAGUGUUGGGCGAGCACGCGGGGUGCGCAACAUGGUGCCUCAGGAGGUAAUGAAGCCCUGGUUCUGCCAGUGGCGAUGACAGUGGCGGUCCUGCUGUCGUCUGAGGUUGGUCCUUGGGAGCGGAGCAGGACUCGCUUCACCUGUGCUGCGUUCUGCUGGUCAGAAGCGAGUCCCCGGUCCCACACACACAAGGGCCACAUCUACUGUCCCUGCUACUGGAGACUCUGCCUGCAGGAGAGAGAUGACCUCUGGACAGAGCACCGUACCAGCGGAGGCGUGGGACUAUGAGGAGACAUGGUAGACCAGGCCAGGGACAGCCCGCAGCUCUGGACGGGGAGAGGAGACCCAAGACCAAAGGCCGGGAAGCUCGCCUCAGUGUGGGAGGCGGCCCAGGGCUUCGUGCGGUGAGAAGUCGGGAGAAAUAGCCGUGGGGGUCUACUGUGUCCUCGCCCCAAAUAUAUUAACUCAAAUCCCAUCAGACCUUCGGACACGACUCCAGUGACAGGAAAUACGGGGACCCGGAGCCACGGAAUGCCACCAGUAGGAAACACUCUGAGAAAAUCUGCAAAGUGAGACCCUUUCCAUGACAACUGGCCUGGCUUCUCCAACAGGACAAUAUCACACAGAAAUAAGGGACAGGCAUAAAAACACAACGCAACGCUUGGACCGUGGUUCUAAAAGAGCAAGUAUGGGAGCCACUGGGGUGCACGAUGGGGACUCUGGGUACGGACCGGCAUCAGAUUGUAUUUGGGAAUUAUUAAACAUGACCACGCUGCAAUGGUCACAGAGGAGAAAAUCCUUAUUUCCUGGAAGUGUGGGACGGUGUAGCCCACAGCAAACCGCAUGAGAACUGUAACCUAUUUGAUAAUGGGUCAGAAAAACCUGGAAGGUCAUAGCAGAAAAACAAAAUGUGCUCAGACCCGGGAAUGGGACUGUGCGCUGCGACAGCGUCUCCGAUAGAUUCCGACAGCCCCUUCCUCGUCCGUCUCGGCCACGCUGCGCACGGCCCUCAGACGUCCACGGCACUCGGCUCCGUGACCUCUCGCUUCAGGGACAUCACUCAGAAGACACUGGGGCACCUUUGGGCUAAAAAUGACUUCAAUAACCAAGGGCUUAAUUUUCUUGCAGAACAAGAAGUCUGGGGGCAGCAGCGGUCAGCAUGGGCUCAGCGGGCCCACGACGCCCUGCGGGAGCCGAGAUCUUUCUGUGUCCCUGCUCCCCCGCACUGGGGCAGUGGGUGUCAGAUUCACACCUGCGUCCCGUCUGCACCUGGCUCAGGAGCCGUCAGUGGGAGAAGGAGGGGACAGGCUGGCAUUGGUCACCGUCCCUCCCACGGGUCUUUGUCGACCAUUUCCACUUUGGCCAUAACUGGCCCGUGGACCACUGAGCCGGAUGGGACGUCCCCUAGGGGCAAGCGAGAGAGCGGGUGUUUCGACUUGGGGCCGGGAGUCGUAGCGUCCAGGCUUUACGUCCCGGCAUCUCCUACUACCUCUAAGUGCAUCAGCCAAGUGGACUCCUUUAGCGGGUAUUCACAGACAAUGAAAGGGAAACAAAACAUUUUUUAAAAUUUGAUUUGAAAAAGGAUUGAAUUUGGGGCGGACGGACCAUUCCCUCCUCCCACUAGCAUUUAACAAGCCGCCAGCUACACAGCAAGCCUUGGGCUGAAAACCCGAGAGCCCAGGAUGAAGGAGGGAUGCUUCCCAGCCCCAGAGAGGGAGUACCACAGCAGGGACCAGCGGAAAGUGGAAACGAGUAGGGAGGAACCUAUCAAAGAAACACAAGGAGGCACAGAUAAACCAGCCGGGGGGACCCAGUGGAGAAAACUUGGCCCACAUGACGGCCUGGUGACGAGGCCAGCUGGCUGCCCGCGGCUGGCGGGACUCCUCUCCUGAUGGUUCACGCACGUUCUUCAAAGAGUCUCCGCACUCAGCCGCAGGGAAGAUGUGCGUGACGUGGAGUCGGAGUCUGUUCUGGCUCUGCUGCUCAUGAGCUGCGUGGGAUCUAGUCUGACGCUGAGCUCGGGGAGCCCCGCACGAACCACUAGCAUCUCGGAACACGUCCCGCCCCGUGGGGACACGCGUUUCCAGCGCUGGGGUCCUGCGGCAUCGCCGACGUGGGGCUUGGGGGAGCGACGGUCGGCUGGCGCCCGGUAUGUCGUUUUGCAGAAUGAACCGGACGUGACUCACGAGGGCAAAUCUGUGCCUGGAGGUCCCGGGGAGCGAGGGCUGAGCGCUCUGUGGCCUUGCAGCAGGACGGCCCGGGCCACGGAGCAAACCUGCCUCCCCAGGCCGGCAUUUCCCGGAGCCUCGCAGGGACAAGUGGCCCCCAAGCAGGCGGCUUCCCGUGGGACGCACUUGAAGUCAGGAAGGAGUCGAGUAACUUUGCAUCUGCCAGACUGAGAGAGAGACUACAGGCUGUCAUCGCCGCUCUGACGUGAGCAUUCUUUUCCUCACAGAAAGUCUUCACCUCUCCUUUUUUGGUCACUUAAGCUCUCUUGCUGGUGGUUUUAAAAUGUCCUUUAUUCCAUGACAUUAUAGGAAAAGCGCUUUUGGAGCCAUAGUUUAGUUAUAAACGAGUCCUGCACAACUGUUUUUUAUUUCCAUUUUGUUUCACUGACUGAGAAUGUAAAUUGAACUCCAGUGCUAUUGUGCUUUGUUCUCUGCUCUCUUGGAAAUGUGUUCUGAAUUAAAGCCCACGAAUAAACCAGAGAGGCCUAAAUAUUGCCCUUCAGCUUUGGAGUAGCCUGUGAGCCAAGAACAGAUAGAGAAUGUGGUUUUAUGAGCCCCAGAUGGCGCAGUGGGUGUCACGGAUGUCUUUAUGGGAGAGGUCAGGGGUUCAGUCUCCAUCUGGAGCCGCCCCAGAGCCGCUCUGGAUCUCAGGGGGUCAGCGUGGAUCCCGGGCCGGGACCCGGUGCCUUGUCCACCUUGGCACCGGGCCUCCGUCAGUCCGGGUCAGCGGCCUCGCUCUGGACGCGUGCCUGUUGCGGAAGCCUGCGCCCCCUCAGCGGGGGACCUCAGGGCACCCUCUCGCCUGUUCCUGGAGCAAGGGGGCGGCUCCCAGGGCGCUUUCUGGUCACCAGGGCUGCAGUCCUUGCAGAGGCAGGGACUAGAAGUUUCAGGGACCACUGCGCUUCUCCGCAGAGCGGACAUAAAUCAGACGUCAUCAAGGCCUUUGUUUCUCUUGAACCGGAAAGUCCUAAGGGACCGGUGGGCACGUAGUUACAGUUCACUGCCUGACUUCCAGUUUAAACCAGCAUUCUGCAGUUCGGGAAGAGCCCCGCAGCACUGGGAGUGCCAUCCUGGUCCGAGGCGCGUUCUCGCUGCGGGCACAGCAUCCGGCCGAGGCAGCCGUCGUCCUGCAAAACCCAAACUCGUCCCCACGCCCUCUGCCCCCAGCCCUUGGCAGCCUUUGCUCCUGGACUCUGGCUGGUCCCAUGGGUACCCCUCCCCGCCGCCUCCCGAGCCGGUGCACCAGCAAGAACCGUGUCCCAUGGGGGCAGCCGGUGCCGGGGUCGGGCCUCCUCCGGCAGGUGGAGGGCAAGCAGAGAGGGCUGCUAGUAGCUUCUGGAGGUUUCCAUCGGGUCACCGGGCCCCCCAGCCGUCUCUGAGGCUGUGGCAGCGCCCGUCUGCCCGCGAGUGGGCCUGGACCAAGGGUACGAAGAGAGAGCCGUGGGAAAGAGCUGUGGGCCAUUGGGACUGGCAUUUUGAUCUCCGACGGGCUUGUUCGACAACCGGCUCAGAGCUCCGGAAGAGACGCGGUGCUCCUUGUGGGGCCCCCGCCCCAAACCCAACAGGGGCCUGAGACCACGGUGCACACUGCUCGUCUUGGAGCCCUUGCCCGCGCGUCUCUGCGGAGUCCCCCACUGGCCACUUGGCCCGCGGCUCCUGCCUGUCCUGGGAGCCUGAGCCGGCCCCUUGGCCGGGCGCCAGACCAGCCCCGCACCCACAAUCCCCCUGGGCCUGCUCCCACCACCCCGGGGAGGCGGCCGCCGCGAUCUUGCUGGUUUUCCCACAACCUGCUCCUUCUGCACGGCUCCCGGUGAGCUCAUCGGGCUUCCCCCUCCUCCGAGGCCUUAGCGCGGGCCCUUGGUCUCCCGCGUGGGUCUCCUGAGCCGGCUUGUCUCGCUCGUCACCGUCACACCGAGGCGGCACAUUGGCCGCAGGACACUGUGAGCCUGGCCUGCCUGCAGCGGUGCCCUGCGCCUCGCGGGGUCAGAACGGCUCUGCAGCCAGAGACAGCCUUUGUUUGACUCCGAUGGGCAUCCCCGGCAGAAGUCACUGGACGUUUUCCGGCAUCUCAACAGAGUAACCGACUCAUUUGUCUUGAUUUAACAAUUACAUUUAUUCAGCAGGUAAAUGCGGUCUAUGUGCAUGGGAGGCUUUGCUGGUCUUUGAGGACUCGAACUCGUGCCCGGCAGAGUGUGAGGCUCACGGAGCACCAGCCACUGCGCUACGGCUGUUCACGUCACUUGAGUGCCGUACGGUUAGAAAUAGGACGAUUUAUAAAGAUGCAGAAAUUAAGAAAAUCACUAACUAUAUAAAAUUAUUAUUACUAAUAUCUUGUUUUUAAGUGUGAACUGCACCAUCUCCAAAUAUUUCUUCUUUAAAGACUGUUCCUU
Molecule: messenger RNA, 4898 nt
Organism: Mustela erminea (ermine)
Lineage: Eukaryota; Metazoa; Chordata; Mammalia; Carnivora; Mustelidae
Exons: 3
Coding region: 3098-4081 (327 amino acids)
Source: RefSeq, a predicted model, not a curated record